Elgaria multicarinata webbii is the source of this 549-nucleotide messenger RNA. Its product is annotated as serine protease 1-like. Gene Ontology annotation, molecular function: serine-type endopeptidase activity. The transcript is spliced from 4 exons. Bases 1 to 459 code for a protein of 152 amino acids. Gene Ontology annotation, biological process: proteolysis. Lineage: Eukaryota; Metazoa; Chordata; Lepidosauria; Squamata; Anguidae. The record is from RefSeq and is a predicted model, not a curated record.
AUGGAGUCCGGGAGCAGAGACCAGACCGACGCCUCCGCUCGCUCCAACGCCAACGGCCUCAAAGAGCCAGGCCGGAACCCUCGGCUCUGGACGCCGACCAGCUGUCGUGGCAACAAGGACCGUUUGGAACCCAUUUCAAAGUUCCACAGUUGGCUGAAAUGGAUGGAUGAGACAAACCACCCUGACGUUCUGCAGUGCCUGAACGCGCCAAUCCUAACGGAUGCUGAACGUGAAGCAGCUUACGCAGGACAAAUCACUCCGAGGAUGAUCUGUGUUGGAUUCUUAGAGGGCGGCAAAGGCUCCUGCCAGGGGGAUUCCGGUGGCCCAGUGGUAUGUAAUGGGGAGCUCCAGGGCGUUGUUUCGUGGGGCAUCGGAUGUGCUCUGCCCGGUUACCCUGGGGUUUACACCAGAGUCUGCAACUUCGUUGGCUGGAUCCGUGAUACCAUUGCUGCUAACUAAAACAGCCAUUUCUCCCCUUGUUUCAACAAGCUGGUUUCAUUUCCAACUCAUGUAAUUCAUCUUGAAAAAGAACAUAAACAAAUAAAUAGA